CCCCUCGCCCGCAGCGCCGAGCGAGCCUCUUCCGGGCAGCGGGGCGAGGGGCGGCGCGCAGCCGGUGGCGUGCGGCGGCCGCGGGUGGUGUGUGGCAGCAGCACAGAUCCCAGGCCUGCAGGAAACAAGCCUCCCUUCUGGGGAUCAUCCUUUCUAGAGGAGGAACACCACGAAUAACUUGGAGAUUUUUUGAAGAUGUCAGCAGACAUACCAUUAAAUAUCAAUAUCAAGGAGCCCCGAUGGGAUCAAAGCACUUUUGUUGGACGAGCAAGUCACUUCUUUACUGUAACAGACCCCCGGAACAUUUUGUUAUCUGAUGCCCAGCUGGAAAAUGCAAGAAAAAUUGUGCAUGAUUACAGACAAGGUAUCGUGGCACCUGGCUUGACAGAAGAUGAUUUGUGGAGAGCAAAAUACAUCUAUGAUUCAGCCUUUCACCCAGACACCGGUGAAAAGAUGGUCUUGAUUGGACGAAUGUCAGCUCAGGUACCCAUGAACAUGACUAUCACAGGUUGUAUGAUGACCUUUUAUAGAACGACACCAGCGGUGGUUUUCUGGCAGUGGAUUAACCAGUCCUUCAAUGCUAUAGUAAAUUACACAAACAGGAGUGGUGAUGCCCCGAUUACUGUCAGCCAGCUGGGAACAGCCUACGUUUCUGCUACUACGGGUGCUGUUGCAACAGCUUUAGGACUUAAUGCACUAACAAAGCACGUCUCACCUCUCAUAGGACGAUUUGUUCCUUUUGCUGCUGUUGCUGCUGCUAACUGCAUUAAUAUUCCACUAAUGAGGCAAAGGGAACUCAAGUUUGGAAUCCCUGUCACGGAUGAGAACGGAAACAGACUGGGUGAAUCAACAAAAGCAGCUCAGCAGGCAAUUACCCAGGUGGUUAUAUCGAGGAUUCUUAUGGCUGCUCCUGGCAUGGCAAUUCCUCCCUUCAUAAUGAAUACAUUGGAAAAGAGAGCCUUUUUAAAGGUUAUUGCUGAAGUGCACAGUUCUUCCCACACUCAGGUUUGCAUUACAGAUUGACUCCAGGAAAAAAAAAAACAAGAAGAAAGAUGCAUUGUUCUACAUCAUUUCUUCUCAGGCUCUGGAGAAAGUGUAAUCCACACAGGCUUGUUUUCCACACCUCUUACACUGCUGUGACCUUCCUUAGCACUAAGUUUUCUGGAUUCCUUUUUUCUGUUACUGCUCUAAAGUAGUGCUCAUCUUUUGUUCACCAGUUUCCCCUCUAACUUCUAUAUCUUGAGAAAUGCUUCUGGCAGAAAAACACAUCAUCUUUGUAGAAAACAUUGUGCACUGUAACAUGAUUCUUAACUCAUAAGCUGCUUUGGUUUAAAAUCAACUUCGUGUUGUCAUAGCGGUUGUGUAUGUCCUAUUUACUGGAGACACUGACUUUAUUGUAGCAAGAGAAGGCCAGGACAGUAGUGUCAUUUAAAUAAGUCUGGCUUUAUUUCAUUAUUAAUUAACUAAAAUCCUAACUUGGGGGGGAGUGGAUUCAUAUAUCACUUAAGGGCAACAAGAAAACUACAGUAUUUCUUGGUAUAUGUUCAAGGUUCUGCAAAAGUUACAGGAAUGAGGAAUCUGCUCAAAAAUGCAAGGUUUCUCAGCCUAGUUUCCCCAAUUCUUCAACCCUUUUCUCUUUUAACACAAGGUGACAUUUGCAAAACUGGAGUGUAUCAGACCAUGCUCUAGGGCCAAGGUCCUACACACCAAAGCAAAGUGUAAGACAGGAGACAAGGGCUGAGAGAAGCAGAUUUAACAUUUUUUCUCUUGCCACCUCCCUUAUUUGUGGUUGGUGGCUGCACUUGCUGACACUGACAAAGUAAAUCUCCAGUUUUAAGUUAAAAAUCAUUUAUUUCACCAAAGAGAUAGGGGCUGUAACCAGACCUAGCUCUUCUUAGGGAUGCCUGGACAAAAUUCACCACGUGGCAGCACCCACAACACCACUACAAACUUUGGCUGUGUUGCUGACUGCUGUGGGCUUGUGUGACUCAAAGAAAUGGCCAAACUCAAGAUCAGGUCAUAAGUAAAAGAGUCAAUCACAUGGUAGUAGUUUCCUAGGGAAACUGGGAAUUACUGAGGAUAACAGUGUACAAUCAAUAUGUCUGGGAAUUUUCAUUACUUUUCAAAGAGGUUAGACUCUCAUAGUGGAGCUCAGCUUUCAAGUAUGCUGGUAAUUGGCUCGUCUUCAUCCUAUCCAAGAGCCUUUUAGGUACAAUCUGUCUUUUACAAUACCAGAAUUCCAGGAAGGUGGGAAGUGGAGGAG
Colius striatus (speckled mousebird) is the source of this 2263-nucleotide messenger RNA. It is a transcript of the gene SFXN1, whose product is annotated as sideroflexin 1. The coding region runs from base 196 to 1023 and encodes 275 amino acids. Gene Ontology annotation, cellular component: mitochondrial inner membrane. The record is from RefSeq and is a predicted model, not a curated record. The transcript has 10 exons. NCBI's taxonomy places the organism in Eukaryota, Metazoa, Chordata, Aves, Coliiformes, Coliidae. Gene Ontology annotation, biological process: monoatomic ion transport; serine import into mitochondrion. Gene Ontology annotation, molecular function: monoatomic ion transmembrane transporter activity.